AUGCCUGAAGGCGGCGCAUCUUUCCGACCGUGGUCGUCCACCGAGCAGGGCACUGCAUCGCUUGGAGAGACAUUGGCGCAGAUCCAGGCUGAGCGCGGCCAUUUUCGCAAUAUUACAGAAGAAGGCCUACGAGCGGAGAUUGCUGCCGAGGAGAACGGUCAGGCUUCUCAGUCUGCUAGUGGUGACGAGGAGGAUAGCGGGCAAGACGGUGACGCAAGAGAUGGGAGGCGGCAGCCAACGACACGACAAGAGCUGUAUGCAAUCAGAGAAGAGCUCACCAGGAGAGCGCAAGAAGCACACCAAGACGUGCUCGUCACGCUGGACAUGGUAUCAUUGCUGCAGACCACUUACACACCAGCACAGGCUGCUACCACCGUGUCACCAGCUGCCAAGGCGAUUGUUCCGCUGUCGUCCCUCGGAGCAGACCUGUGGGCUCGCACUCCCACCGACCCUGCGCGCGAUGCACAGGAUAGUCUGAUCGCGACCAAUGUUCGAGCCAAAUAUUUGAGCGAAAGUGCCGACAGUCUGUUGUCUGCCGCGUCGAGACUCGAAGAUAACGUGAGGAAGGAGACACAGUAUUGGGAUCAGGUCCUCGAUAUAUCGGCCAAAGGCUGGAAUGUCAGUCGGAUUCCUGGCCAGAAGCAGCGUCUGUUAGGCGUACACUUUGGCCUUAGUGGCAGUGCGAGUGACUCCACAAGCCGCAACAUCGCCGCGCUGAUUCCAGACGAUGAAGGGAACAUCAAGCUUGAGCGAGGAGUUGGCAGCCGCCCGAAAGCGGUCAGGGCGAUCGUGAAGCGAGGCAGCCAGAUUGUGGGGAGCUCAAAGCUGCCAGUCUUACUGGACACUAGUGAGACUACUCUCCAGGCCAGAAUUCGGCAUGCCAGGGAUAGCAUCUUCGACGAAGAGCUCUUCCGCGAGAUGGUCAGAGAAACGCGGACACUGCUUGCGAGAGGGGUGACUAUGAGAGGAUCAACCAUCGUGUUUGAAGUCUCGGAGACUGAGAGCCCCGAAUGCGUGGAGCUUGAGCUGGUGUCUCUCGACGAAGACAACUCUUUGCCCUUCGAAUGCUCUAGGGAGUCAGAUCACCUAGCUCAGGCUACUCUACUAGCUGCCCGGCUUCUGCUCAAUCGUGCGCACCGCGAGAAGAUCAAGAAAAAAUCAUUGCUUCCGCCACCAAUGAUGCCCGCGGAAAACAAAUUACAACCACUACUUAUCCUUCGGCCGAUACUUACUAUGCUGCAGCAUUCCUCACAUGUGCUGCAAAUCAAUGCCUAUCUCGAUACACUAAACCAACUCUUGACGAGGGUGGGUCUCCCCACGACUAUCAACACAGCUCGCGUGGCACUACCAAUGACUCCGCGAGGUGUCGUUGACACUGAGUCGUUUUUAGAUACUUUACUACAGCCACUCUCAGCAGAAGCCAGCAUUGGGAUAGACUCAUUUCCGCCGUUCAAACUUGCGACUGGAACGUCUUUGCAAGAUGAUGUGGGCUUCACGUUUGCUAUCAUCAGAGACGGCAGAUCUUAUCCCUGGGAUUGUGUUGCGGAUCUUGUGGAGGAAACUAAUCAAUGGCUCCCUGACACAAUCCAUCGUUUCAUCAGUCUCAAGACCGAACACUGGAUGUUCCAACAAAGUUCAGGCCACCUUGUCAGCAAGACUGAUGGAGCCCACCGCUCCGCCUUUGUUGAUCUGGAUGGCUCCGCAGGCACUAUCGAGUUGAAAAUGGGGAAAGAAAAGGCGAGUUGGUCGUUAAACGGCGAUAGUGCAGAGCAAGGCAGUAUCGUGGACGCUUUGUUAAAAUGGACGAAGGACUAGAAAUCUUCGUGACAAUUUGUGCUGGUGACAUUGACGAAGCCUGCGACAACAGCUCUCCCGCUGAAUUCAGAAGCGACGACCGCUGCUUUGGAUUCUGUUGCGACUCUCUCGAAGUCAAGAAAGGGGAAAAAAGAGAAGAUGAAGUUGCCAGAGGAAGAUGCUGCUACCGAGCUGCUCCGGGGUGGCGAUAACGCGGCGGACAGUAAGAAAACGCAGCAGACUUCGUCACAGUCUGCGCAGUCGACCAUCAUGGAUGCCUGGAACGCAAUCAACAUCGGCGCAUUCCGCCGAACCCAUGGCAAAUCCUGCCAUUAGCUGCAAACCGCCACCAAAGUUGGGUUGUCGCAAGUACAAACCUUUUCACUGGCGCGCGCCUGAAGACUAUAGUAGUGACGUCUACUACGGCGUCGCUGUUCGACUUCAAAAGUGUACCAUCAACUUCUCCAAGUUCCGUACUCCAAGAUACGUAUCCCCCGUUGGUACAAUUCCGACAGCUCACAAGAAAGGCACGCAUAUCCUUACGUGCAUCAAUCUAUACAUCAAUCUACCUAUUCAUCUAGUUGGUGACUUGUCCGUGCAAACAAACAAACCAACAGACAAACGGGAGGAGAGGCGAGGCUAAGGCCAAAGAAGUAUCGAGAUCAGCGCGACUAUAUGUUAUAUGUAUCUUC
Molecule: messenger RNA, 2486 nt
Organism: Sphaerulina musiva SO2202
Lineage: Eukaryota; Fungi; Ascomycota; Dothideomycetes; Mycosphaerellales; Mycosphaerellaceae
Exons: 1
Coding region: 1-1815 (604 amino acids)
Biological process (GO): regulation of transcription by RNA polymerase II
Cellular component (GO): mediator complex; core mediator complex
Molecular function (GO): transcription coregulator activity
Source: RefSeq, a predicted model, not a curated record